AUGGGAAAAGCUCUGUCCAAGAAGGCAAGUAGCACACAGGUGGCUAAGCAUGAAGGCCAACAGGACUUGGACCCCAGCUUCAAAACUGAGAAACAGUUGGGAUUGAAGCCCAGGAAGAAGACCAAAGCCGUGAAACAGAAGCUCUCCUUUCAAACUUUUCCAGCCCAACCCACAAAGCAAGACCAAGAGACUUUUUACCCCACACAGUCAUUGACAAGGGAAAAUUUGUCCCAAAAUAUCACAGAACUACUACUCCGACAACAAGUUUACUCAAGAGGCUCAGAGAACUGGGUCUUGGAAAGUUGGCAUCAAUGUGAACCAGAAAAAGGACACAUGAUUGAGAUCCAAGGCUUAUUUGUGCCAAGCUCAGGUACCAAGAAGAAGCCUAGAGUAGUCAUUUUAGAGGGAGCUGCAGGUAUUGGGAAGUCAACACUGGCCAGGCAGGUUAGGAGAGCCUGGGAGGAAGGCCAGCUCUACAGGGAUCGCUUCCAAUAUGUCUUCUACUUCAGCUGCAGAGAGCUGGCCCAGUGUAAGCAGCUGAGUCUGGCUGAGCUCAUAGCACAAGGCCAGGCUGUGCCCACAGCUCCCAUCAGGCCGAUCCUGUCUCACCCUGAGAAGCUUCUCUUCAUCCUGGAUGGCAUAGAUGAGCCAGCAUGGGUCUUGGAGGAUCAGAAUCCUGAGCUCUGUCUGCACUGGAGCCAUCCUCAGCCUGUGCACACACUGCUGGGCAGUUUGCUAGGGAAAUCCAUCCUUCCUGAGGCUUCCUUCCUGCUCACAGCUCGAACCAUAGCUCUACAGCUCAUUCCUUCUUUGGGGCAGCCACGUUGGGUGCAAGUCCUGGGCUUCUCUGAGUCAGGACGAAAGAAAUAUUUCUACAAAUAUUUUGCAGAGGAAAGAGAUGCAAUCGCAGCUUUUCGUUUAGUUGAAUCAAGUCCAGUGCUCUCAACCCUGUGUCUGGUGCCCUGGGUGUCCUGGCUGGUCUGCACUUGCCUCUCACAGCAGAUGGAGCAGGGGGAAGUCCUCUCACUGACCUCACAGACCAUCACAGCCCUCUGCCUGAAGUACCUUUCCCAGACAACCUCAGGUCAGAACCUGGGGACCCAGCUCAGGGCUCUCUGCUCACUGGCUGCUAAGGGGGUAUACAGAAGAAGGAGUCUGUUCAGUGAAAUCGAUCUCUCCAUGAAUGGGUUACCAGAGGAUUCCAUUGACACUCUCCUGAAGAUCGGCAUCCUUCAGAAGCAACCUUGCUCUCUGAGCUACAGCUUUACCCACUUGUGUCUCCAGGAGUUCUUUGCAGCGAUGUCCUAUGUCUUGGGAAAUAAUGAUAAGAGACAUGGUGAUAUGGAAUACUGCAGAAUUGUGGAAACACUGGUAGAAGUGUAUGGCAGAGAUGCUCCAUGUGAGACACUCACUAUUCGUUUUAUAUUUGGUCUUUUAAAUAUACAGGGAAUGAGAGAAAUGGAAAAGUUAUUUUCCUGCAGGCUCCUUGGGAAUACAAAUAUGAUCUUGCUAUGGGACAUCCUAUGGAAAAUCUUACCCCAACAACCAAAUUAUCUGGAAUUGCUCCACUCUCUGUAUGAGAAUCAGGAAGAGGAACUACUGACAAGGGUGAUACACAGUCUUCAAGAAGCAAUAAUGCAUGGCCCAGAUGAUAUGGUGCACACAGUGUUCCAGACAAUCAUGAAGCACCUGAUAAUACAGACAGAUGUAGAUCUCAUGGUGGUCACUUUCUGCAUUAAAUUCUGCUAUUAUGUGAAGAGUCUUCACCUGAAUAGUAGUGGAUGUCAGGGACACAAUCUGAGAGUCCCCGGGUUGGUUCUGUCCAAAUGGACCCCAACCACUAAUGCCAGUUGGCAGGUUGUCUUCUCCACACUUGGGUUCACAGAAAGCCUGGAGGAGCUGGAUCUAAGUGGAAAUCCCCUGAGCUACUCUGCAGUGCAGAGUCUUUGUAAGACCCUGACGAGCCCUGGAUGCCACCUAAGGACAUUGUGGCUUGUCGACUGUGGCCUCACGUCCAGCUGCUGCCUGUCCCUGGCCUCGGUACUCAGUGCUGGAACCAGCCUGACUGAGCUGGACCUGCAACUGAAUGACCUGGGUGAUGAUGGCGUGAUGCUGCUGUGUGAGGGGCUCAGGAGUCCUGCCUGCAGCCUCAGCAUCUUGUGGCUGGACCAGGCCCCUCUCAGUGACCAGGUGACUGCAGAGCUCAGGGCUCUGGAAGCAGAGAAGUUGCAGCUGCUCAUCUCCAGCACCUGGAAACCACGUGUGGUAGACUCCACUAAGAACACAGAUGGAGAAGAAAUGGUUGAUGGCCCAACUUCAUUCAAGCAACAGAAACUACAGCCAGGAGCAUCUCACAUGGAACGUCUGGGGACUGAAAAUGACUUCUGGGGUUCUACAGGACCUGUGGCUACUGAGGUGGUUGACAGUGAGAGGAAUCUGUACCGAGUUCAAUUUCCUGGUGCUGGUUCCUACUACAGCCAAAACACAGGACUCCACUUUGUGGUGACAAGAACAGUGACAAUCGAGUUUGAAUUCUGUGCAUGGAGGAAAUUCCUGGACAGGACUCCCUUGCCACACAGUUACAUGGUGGCUGGGCCUCUGUUUAACAUCAAGGCUGAGCAGGGAGCUGUGGCUGCUGUGCACCUCCCACAUUUUGUGUCUCUACAAGAGGGACAGGUGGACAUCUCCUUGUUCCAUGUUGCCCACUUUCAAGAACAUGGGAUGUUUCUAGAAACACCAGAGAAGGUGGAAGAAUGUUACGCAGUGUUGGGAAACCCAAGCUUCUCCCCAGUGGGAGUUCUACUGAGAAUGAUUCCUGCUGUCCGGAAUCUCAUCCCCAUCACUUCCACCACACUGAUCUACUAUCACUUCAAUUUUGAGGACGUCACCUUUCACCUUUACCUGGUUCCCAAUGACUGCACUAUUCGGAAGGCUAUUGAUGAUGAAGAAACGAAGUUCCAGUUUGUGCGAAUAAACAAGCCACCGCCAGUAGAGUCUCUUUAUCUUGGUUCCCGCUACAUCGUGUCUGGCUCCAAGAAGCUGGAAAUUAUCCCAAUGGAACUGGAGCUGUGCUACCGGAGCCCUGGGGAAUCCCAGCUCUUCUCUGAGAUCUAUGUUGGCCACCUGAGUUCAGGGAUUAAGCUGCAAAUCAGAGACAAGAAACAUAGGAAACUCAUAUGGGAGGCCUUGCUGAAACCAGGUAAAAUUAGUUUAGUUCUCCCCAGGUUGCCACUCUCAUUGUCACCCCUAGAUGCUGCUGCACACUUUGUGGACCAGCACCGGGAGCAGCUGGUGGCCCGAGUGACAUCAGUGGAUGCUGUCUUGGACAAGCUGCAUGGUCUGGUGCUGAGGGAGGAGGAAUAUGAGGCAGUGCGAGCUGAGGCCACCAACCCAGACAAGAUGCGGACGCUCUUCAGUUUCAGCCGGUCCUGGAGCUGCGACUGCAAAGACAAACUCUUCAAAGCUCUGAAGGAAAUCCAUCCUCACCUGAUCAUGGAACUCUCUGAGAAGUCAGGAGAAGUAUCUGUGGGAUCCUGACAUCUUAGUGGCUGAGGUGGGAGCACUCUCCUUUGAGUCUUGGUUCUGUCAGACCUUCAUUUGGUCCUGUUUCUCCAUCUAUGACCAGUGGUCAUCUUAGUUGCCUUUCUAAUGGCACUGUUUCCAGAACACCUCUCCAGGGGACUAUGUGGUUUGAAUGAAUGUAGUCCCCAUAGGCUCAUAUGGACUGGCACUAUUUGGAGGUGUGACCUUGCUCUAGAAAAUGUGUCACGACAGGUGAGUGGGCUUUGCGGUUUUCAGAAUCUCAACCUAGGCCCAGUGGCUCACUCUUCCUGCUCCCUGAGGAUCCAAAUGUAGAACUCUCAUCCCCUUGCAAGCACCAUGUCUGCCUGCCACCAUGUUCCUGCCAUGAAAUUGGACUAAGUCUCUAAACUUUCAGCUGGAUCCAAUUAAAUGUUUUCCUUUGUUAGAGUUGCCAUGGUCAUGGUGUCUCUUCACAGCAAUAGAAACCCUAAGGCAGAGAGACCUAGAUGUCCCCUCUUUGCCUUCUCCAGCCAGAUGUUCACAUGGGAUGAGUAUCUCUGAAAACUUAUAGUGUAGCCAGCAACUCUCU
Messenger RNA from Acomys russatus (golden spiny mouse), 4111 nucleotides. RefSeq names its product NACHT, LRR and PYD domains-containing protein 1a-like. Gene Ontology annotation, biological process: inflammatory response; innate immune response; regulation of apoptotic process. Gene Ontology annotation, cellular component: canonical inflammasome complex. NCBI's taxonomy places the organism in Eukaryota, Metazoa, Chordata, Mammalia, Rodentia, Muridae. Bases 1 to 3537 code for a protein of 1178 amino acids. The record is from RefSeq and is a predicted model, not a curated record. Gene Ontology annotation, molecular function: protein binding. The transcript has 15 exons.